Messenger RNA from Setaria italica (foxtail millet), 1772 nucleotides. RefSeq names its product 2-hydroxy-6-oxo-6-phenylhexa-2,4-dienoate hydrolase. Gene Ontology annotation, molecular function: catalytic activity. Gene Ontology annotation, cellular component: chloroplast envelope. The record is from RefSeq and is a predicted model, not a curated record. Bases 93 to 1481 code for a protein of 462 amino acids. Lineage: Eukaryota; Viridiplantae; Streptophyta; Magnoliopsida; Poales; Poaceae. The transcript is spliced from 5 exons.
CGGCUAGUUUUCGGACCACUGGAUGCGUGUCUGACUGCCGUGUGGGACAACGGGCUUCCGGCUUGCCGCAGCCGGAACAAUCACUCAAUCAGAUGCAGAUGCUUCUCUCCCCCAGCCCCCCACCCGCCGCCGCCCACCUCCCCGCCGCCGCGCCCGCCUGGACGCAGCCGCUUCGCGCGCGCCGGCUGGCCGGUGUUCCUCAAGCCUCCGCCUCCGCUGAAUUUCCAGGAUUCGUUCCAGACGGCGUCCAGAUGCCACCCGGAAGGCGCCGCCGCCGGAGUGUGGCCGGCAUCGACCAGGACGAGCUCCUCGACCCGGAGGCCCUCGCCGACCCGGACAGCAGCUUCUUCGAAAUCAACGGCGUCAGGCUCCACCACAAGGUUUGCAGCCAUGACGAUGAGGACUCGUCCAGCGACCAAUCCUCGGACGCCACCGUCUCAGAAGCUGGCCGGAGUGGAAUCGGCCUUCCCAUACUUCUGCUGCACGGCUUCGGUGCGUCGGUGUUCUCCUGGAGCCGCGUCAUGCGGCCGCUGGCCCGCAUUGCCGCUGCCAAGGUCCUUGCGUUCGACCGGCCGGCGUUUGGGCUGACGUCCAGGGCCAGCUGGUCCGGUGAUGACAGCAAACCUCUCAACCCGUACUCCAUGGCGUUCUCGGUCAUGGCCACGUUGGCAUUCAUCGACUAUCUCGGCGCCGAGAAGGCUGUCCUUGUCGGGCACUCGGCUGGUUGCCUUGUGGCAGUGGAUGCAUACUUUGAGGCGCCGGAACGGGUCGCUGCUCUUGUGCUAGUUGCACCGGCAAUAUUUGCGCCGAGGAAGGGAGUGAAAGAUAGUGCCACAGGGGAACAAGAAGCGCAAAAGCAGAAUGUUCCCAACGAUGAAAAUUCACCUCCUACUCUGUUUGCUAGGAUCUGGGGUGCGUUUCUCAAGCUAUGCAAGCACAUUGCAGGGCUUGUUUCCAAGAUGAUGAUGGUGAUAAGAGACGUACUUCGAUCUCUGUAUGUUAAAGCUCUUGUUGCUUUUCUUCGGUCAUCAUUGGGCGCUAUGCUGGUAAGAUGGGUCAUGGACAAAUUUGGAAUACUAGGCGUCCGUAAUGCGUGGUAUGACCCAAGUAAAGUAACUGAUCACGUCAUACAAGGGUACACGAAGCCACUAAGAUCCAGGGGUUGGGAGACUGCUCUUCUGGAGCACACCAUAUCCAUGAUCAUAGAUUCUGCAUCAGCGACAAGAGUACCGGUUUCAAAGAGGCUUUCUGAGAUCUCUUGCCCAGUGCUAGUGGUGACCGGUGAUACUGACCGCAUUGUCCCUGCUUGGAAUGCUGAGCGUGUGGCACAUGCUAUACCUGGAGCAAGGUUUGAGGUGAUCAAGGGUUGUGGUCACUUGCCCCAGGAGGAAAGACCUGAAGAAUUCCUGUCGGUUGUUGAAAGGUUUCUACGGACGGUGUUCGGAACUCCAAAUGAACGUGUGUUCCAAGCAGCUGUAUGAUGAACCAUGUAUGAUCCAUACAUGCACACACAUAGAUUUGCAGAUUUGAGAUAAGAAGAGUAAUUACAGUGAAACAAGAGAACUGAAGAUGGGUCAGCUCUAAUUGUGGGAAUUUUUUUUGAAAAGAAUUGUGGGAAAUUUAGCGGUCCAAUUGGAAUUUAUUGCAUUGUAAGGUUUGUAGAAUUGCUUAUUUGUACAAGUAUCAACCUUCCUGCGAUCUUGUGUAUAUAGUUGGAAAUGUACAUUACAUCUCCCUUGAUUAAGGAAUCUCAUUGGUUCAUCCUUCUACCA